Molecule: messenger RNA, 408 nt
Organism: Ostertagia ostertagi
Lineage: Eukaryota; Metazoa; Nematoda; Chromadorea; Rhabditida; Trichostrongylidae
Source: the annotation of a GenBank genome assembly
AUGUGGAAUCUUGGUUGCGUUUGGAAGGGAAAGAUUACGUCUGACUGUUUGCGAAAGUCAGACUUGCUCGAGCGUAUACGACUACUUCAAGAAGAUUUCGAUAUUAAUCGCGAUGUACGAUAUUUCAGUUAUGAGCACUUUUAUGUGAUCUACUGCAAAUUCUGGGAAAUCGAUACGAACCAUGAUCAAAUAGUUAGCAAAGCUGAUAUGAGAAUGCACAAAGACGGUGCAAUCACUGAUCUCGUUCUGAAUCGAAUUUUCUCUCGUGCUGUGCGAACCACUAGGAAGGAUACCAUGAAUCUCAUUGAUUUUACCAACUUUUUGCUAGCUGAAGAGGAUAAAACUCACCCAACGAGCCUGGAAUACUGGUUCCGAGUUCUUGGGCAUGAGGAUGGAGAUUGGAUCUGA